CUGGGCUCCGGACCAAUGGCAGGGAGGGCAGACGGGUCAGGUGAUCUCCGCUGGCGAGGCGACGGUUGGCGGGUGGGCCGGAGGACGGUCCGUGAGGCAGACAGGGAAAUGAAUAUCCGCAACGCCCGGCCCGAGGACCUGAUGAACAUGCAGCACUGCAACCUGCUGUGUCUGCCUGAGAACUACCAGAUGAAGUAUUACUUCUACCACGGACUCUCGUGGCCGCAGCUCUCCUACAUCGCAGAGGAUGAGAACGGCAAGAUCGUGGGCUACGUGCUGGCGAAAAUGUAAGUGGCUCCGUCCCGGGACAAGGUCAGGACCACAGAG
This is a messenger RNA of Chiloscyllium plagiosum (whitespotted bambooshark), 327 nucleotides long. Lineage: Eukaryota; Metazoa; Chordata; Chondrichthyes; Orectolobiformes; Hemiscylliidae. The record is from RefSeq and is a predicted model, not a curated record.